AUGCCCUGCAAGCGUCUGCAUAGGACUAUGUGGCCAUAUCUAUCAGCUGGACAACUGAACAUCCGCCUCCUGGAGAGUACCAUGCGUAAAUUCGUCAAGCGACCGCACUGCUCCUCGUUAUCUCGCUCGGGCUCGACGGAUAGGCCGGUUGGGCAGACAGCCCGAGAGUACUUCGACGCCCGCCGAUCGCUCAAACCUCCCCCUUUGACCACCAUGAAGUUGACCACCUUCAUCGCCACCAUCCUCCUCGCUGCCCUCAGCGUCAACGCUGCUCCGGCUCCUGAUGCGUCCAACCAGGAUCUCGCUGCACGGGCCUGCACCUGCAAGCCGAUCGGGAACGGCGAAUACCUUUGUAUCGGCUCGAGCUGCCCUUGA
Cyclocybe aegerita is the source of this 375-nucleotide messenger RNA. The record is from the annotation of a GenBank genome assembly. NCBI's taxonomy places the organism in Eukaryota, Fungi, Basidiomycota, Agaricomycetes, Agaricales, Hemipholiotaceae.